GGUAACUAAUGUUGGCAAAUUACAUGUUGACAUUGCAAGACGGUUGACUUGACCAAGACUGAACCGUGGUUAGUUUUUGACUUACCUCCCUCUGUUUCUUCUGAAUUUCCGAGAUAGAUCGAAUCAACAGUAACACCAUCUCAUUUCAGCUGGAAGAAGAAGGAGGAAUCGAUUCCUCUCGAAUUCGAUGAUGGAAGAGAGUAGUAACCAAUCGCGUUACGUGAAGCUCACAAAAGACCAGGCUCCUCUCGAAGAAGACAUUGUCCCUGGUGAACUCAAUCAACCCAUCGAGGUUCCUCAGUUGGCUGUUCGCAAGUGCCAUGAAUGUAGACAGCCUCUACCUGAAAGCUAUGCACCUCCUGCUGAUGAACCUUGGAUGACUGGGAUCUUUGCUUGUGCUGAAGACAGGGAAAGUUGCUUGACAGGACUAUUUUGUCCUUGUGUAUUAUUUGGGCGCAAUUUCGAGAGCUUGAGAGAAGACGUUCCUUGGACCGGGCCAUGCAUUUGUCAUGCCAUUUUUGUUGAAGGUGGCAUUUCUCUUGCUAUAGCAACUGUAGUUGCGACUUCCGUCAUUUCUGGUAUUGACCCAGGGACAACAUGUCUCAUUUAUGAGGGUUUAUUUUUUACAUGGUGGAUGUGUGGCAUUCAUAAUGGUCAAGUUCGACAAACACUGCAGAAGAAAUAUCACUUGAAGAAUUCACCUUGUAGUGCAUGCUGUGUGCACUGCUGCUUGCACUGGUGUGCCUUGUGUCAGGAGCACAGGGAGAUGAAGGGAAGGCUCUCAGACAAUGUUUUCUCAGAAAUGACUGUUGUGAACCCUCCUCCCAUUCAAGAGAUGAAGUCUACUGAUAAUGAUGAUAAGGAAAAUCCUGAAACCUCUUCAGCUAACAACAAUGAGCACACUGAUUUGGAGAUGCAUCCUAUAUAAGCCAUAACAUUGUUAAUACUCAAAGAAACUAAAAGAUAUUAUGUUUCUUAUUAUACUUUUUUGUAGAAAAAAUUUUCCUUAGACCUUUGGCUUGAGUUCUUCUUCCUGUUGCAUUCGACAUGUUGGCCAUUGAAGCAACUCAAAUCUGCUUUAGAGAGCCAAUUUAUGCCGAAUCCUAAAUUUUUUUUUAUGGCUUUUCCAGAUUCAAACAUUGACCCACCUUUUAAAGGUGGAGUAUCUUUUUAUUGUUGCCUUUAGGGUUUACUUUUCAUCAAUUAUGUUUUACUGUCAA
Molecule: messenger RNA, 1220 nt
Organism: Lotus japonicus
Lineage: Eukaryota; Viridiplantae; Streptophyta; Magnoliopsida; Fabales; Fabaceae
Product: cell number regulator 6-like
Exons: 5
Coding region: 188-928 (246 amino acids)
Source: RefSeq, a predicted model, not a curated record